UCCUUGCUCAAGAUCGAGACGAUGAUCAUUGGCUAAAAGAGAACGGAACGAAUGAUGGCAUCGUUAUUCUACCCGUCUUUCUUUUUGUGUAUCUAUUUCUCUAUCUAUCACUCUCGCUCAAUCUGCCUCCCUCUCCAUCUCUCUCUCCCUCUCUCCUCUUUCCCUUCGCCACUCCUUUCGUUAUUUCCAUUUCUUAUUCACUCGCUCGCUACUAGCCUUUUCCCCCCUUCAAAAUCGUUGAGCGAAACGCGUCGAGACCAUCGUCCUUGCAUAUACAGAUAGUUUUAUUCGAAGUUCCGUGGAAUGUACGCGUUAUACCCCACCACGCGGGGUUUUCACGGAUUUUCGUGUAGGUUUCCUGCUAUGGCGUUAGUAGUACCUCUCUCACUCGCUCUAUGACGUUUCUUCGCUUCUCUGGACGCCACCAACAGCUGUUUAGUGCGAUCGUCGCCCUCUCGUAUAGUUCGUGUCUCGCCGUAAGAGUGAGAAAGAGAGAAAGUGAGUGGGAGAGUACAAGACGGUGGCCCUACCGCAAGUUUUUCGUCCUCAAUCUCAACCGUCACAUUUGUGCAAGAACAUUAGUGUGUAAGAAGUUACAAGUACAGUCAAUUACAUAGCACCAAGGCAUUGUGCAGGCUUUGCAAGGCUUCGACAAGAAAAAUCUUGGUAAUUUACUGUAUUGUGUGAUAUAAAGAGUUAAAAACAAAAAUGUCAGUAUUGAAUCAAAGUGGAGAAGAUGCAGUGGAAUGCCCUUUGUGCAUGGAACCAUUGGAAGUAGACGAUUUGAAUUUCUUUCCGUGCACUUGUGGCUAUCAAAUAUGCCGGUUUUGCUGGCACAGAAUUCGGACAGAUGAAAAUGGUUUAUGCCCUGCCUGUCGGAAGGCCUAUUCUGAAAAUCCUGCCGAUUUUAAACCUCUUAGUAUGGAAGAAAUUGCGAGAUUAAAAGCAGAGAAAAGAUUAAAAGAUCAGCAACGUAAGCAGAGGGUCACAGAAAAUCGUAAACAUCUAGCAAAUGUGAGAGUAGUACAAAAAAAUCUAGUAUUCGUAGUAGGAUUACCAUUGAGACUUGCGGAUGCUGAUAUGUUAAAGCGGCACGAAUAUUUUGGAAAAUUUGGCAAAAUUCACAAAGUUGUAAUAAAUCAGAGCACUUCCUAUGCAGGGUCUCAAGGGCCUAGUGCUUCAGCUUACGUUACUUAUCAACGUCAAGAGGAUGCACUACGUGCUAUAGAGGCUGUGAAUAAUGUUGUUAUGGACGGGCGGACAAUUAAAACGUCGCUAGGGACAACAAAGUAUUGUUCACAUUUUAUGCGUAAUCAGCCUUGUCCGAAACCGGAUUGUAUGUAUUUACAUGAUCUUGGGGACCAGGAGGCAUCAUUUACAAAGGAAGAGAUGCACCAAGGGAAACAUCAGGAUUAUGAGCGCAAACUUGUGCAAUCGUUACAUGCGUCGCACGCAUCUGCACAACGAAAACCAACACCAUCACCAGCAGUAACAGGCAGUAUUGUUAGAGAGAAUGGAACUUCGAAUUCUCAAGCCAAAGAAGCUUGGCCAUCGUUACAAACCGGACAAACAAAUAGUUCACAAACUACUUGUAAAGAAUUAUCACCGCCAUCGCAAGCAUCGCAACAGAGUCACAUAACAAAUGGAAGUGGUACGAUAAACCAGCAGAAUCACGUGUCAUCUAGUGGUUCUACGCAGCAGCAGAAUAACAAUAACAAAGGUGAAAAUAUGAAUAUACGGAGAGGAAAAAGUAAUAGUGAAAGUAAAGCUCAGACUGCGCGGAAUAAACACAAAAAUUGUCAAAACAAAGAGAAACAUAGUACGCGGACUACUUCCCGUUCAGAAUCUAGUUCCAUCGGUACGCAAAAUAAUGUACAGCCACAAAUUAAUGGACAGAAGGAUAUUAGAAAUUUUACCUCCGACUCGAAUAGUGAAGUAUUGCAAAAAUUGGGUAGUAAGUGCAAAUCGGAACAACAGCAACAACAAUCGCAGCAGCCACCGCCUCAACAACAAUCUCAGCAGCAGCAACAGCAGCAGCAGCAAAACAGUAAAGGAUCGAAAUUGAUUCAUCACCAGCAGCAGCAGCAGUCUCAAGAACUGAAAGUAAAUGGAGUUAUACAAAACGGAGAUCGUCGGCAUUCAGACAGUGAGACAGAUCAGCAGCGUGAAGGUAGUACACCUGCUAGCACAAUUUCCAGUACGGAAGAUUCGAAUGUGAAUCAUCAAGCGGAACAUUUAACAGAAUCGAGUGAGGAGAACAGUGGUGCUGCUAUUUUAGGUUCCUCUCCGGCUAGCACAAAUUCAUCACAAGGCCUCAAUCAACAGCCACCACCUGGAUUACAUAAUGGGUCUCAAGUGCAACUCAAUCAUCGAUCGAUCUUUCAGACGGACAAUAAUAGUUUCUUCAGUUCAAAUAAUUUCCAGAAAAUCUCUACCACUACCACCUCCGUGCCACCUACUUCUUUGACAGCAAAUCCAAACUUGAAUUGGGCGAGUACAGGCUUAGCUUCUAUCCCCGACUCAUUGCCAAUGGUUCAAUCCAGCGAAGAUUGGCAAGCGGCUUUUGGUUUUCAAACCGAAACGUCACGAGCAAAUCAUGUACAAAAAUCCAGUCCUUCUAGUUCGCCAGGAGUAACAUACAAUUCCGAUGGUUUUGUAGAUGAAGAAGUUUACACUAAUCUACAAUACACUACAUUAUCAGAACCUUCUGGAAGUUUUACAUCAAGCCUGCUUGUUAAUUCUCCUGCAUCUAAAUUUAUGGCAGACUUUCAACAAAACUCAUUGCAGCAAAGGCUUGCUAUGCAGGCACAGCAAAAUCAAGAAAAUUGUGAAUAUAUCAAACAGAAUGGUCACGCUACUCUAGAGGAGGUACGGAACCACAAAGAAUGCAGUUCAGAUUUAAAAGCCGACGACGAUCUAGGUUUUGACCCAUUUCACGAAACACAAAAAGCUUUGGCCGAACUCAUGGAAAAUGAGAUGCAGAUUCAGCAGCAAAGGUUGUAUCAGCAACAGCAACAACAACAACAACAAAAAGAACGAGAAGAACAGACUAGAGUGCAACAUCAACAGAGUAUGGUCAACCUUGGCCAACAACAUUUUCCACAGGUUGCCCACAUAACACAUUUACAACAGCAAGCUCAACAUCUGCAGAAUUUGCAAGUUCUUCAACAGUCGCAUUCCCUGCUGUCUCGUCUUCCGCAAAAUUUAUUACAAAGUGGUACGCAAAGUCCUGCUCAAAACACCGUGGCUGCUGCUAGUUUGGGACAACGUAGUCGCCUUCCACCACCAGGUUUCCCUGGUUCUACACCAAAUCACAUGAAUUCUUUUGGCCUUGGUAUACCGCGACCAGCUCCCACGAACAAUGCUCUUUCGGGAGCCCAACCACCUCAACAAAAUGCUUAUCUUCCGAAUGGAAACCCCCUUCUGAAUUCACAAGGUAUUAGUAAGUGCGCGGGCGAUGCAGUGUAUGCGUUCAAAGAUUGGUGUGAUAUUAAUAAUCAACAACAACAACAACAAUUUCAUCAUCAAGCGCUACAUCAGAAAGGCGGAUGGAAUAAUUUUGGACCUAUCGCGGACUGGACUUCGAUUGAUCCAGCUAUCGUUAGUUCUAGGCCUCUUCCAUUCCAAACUACCAGUACAUGGCAGUUUCCACAUGUUCAUCCUACACAUGCUGUAUCACAUAAUGCGCAACAGGAACAGAACGCACCGACACAACAUUGGGCAAUGCAACCACCCCCAGGUUUUGCUGCGCCAGCGACUACGGGGCAGCUGAGUAAUCAACAACCCAGCACAACUGCACAGCCGCACACUAAACUUAUCUCAGCUGGAUCGGAUAUCGAAAAUUUAUAAAUAAAUAUGAAUACGCGAGAUGUACAAGUGGCAUGAUAAAACAUCUAUACGAGACAAGGUGAAAGUCAGCAAUGAUACAAAAAACCCGACAGUCUGUUACGUACGUUUUCCUGACCCGUGUCUAUAUACAUAUAUCAAUUAAUUUUAUUCUGAUACUUUAUUCCCGCUGGAUGAGUAUUUAUCGUUGAGAUAAGUAUUAAAACAUAACUGGAAUAUAAUUUAACAUGAAUACUUUCGUAUACGUGCGAGGAAUACAAGUCUAUACAUCUUCUGGAUAAUAUUAUCAUAUUUAAUCUAUAGUAAAUUCGAGCUAUUCACAAGUCUGGCAGUCGUCUUGCUACGAUUACGUUUACGUAGGAUGAAAUGAUGGAAGGUAUAAAAGGCAAUGAUUUAUGAUUUAUAAUUAACAUUAAAUAAGAUACUUACGAUGGUAAUUAUAAUAAACAAAAAUUUUUGUGUAUAUAUUACUCGAAUCCAAGUAAAUAUUAUUCAAGCGAACAUGAGAAAUGCUUUUUUGUGUAAAUAAAUACAUCAUACAUUUUCAGGACAUAUAUCCACGAGUAAAAAUUUAUCACGCGAUGAAAGUUUACAAACGAUUAUUCUUCUCGUGUAUCGAUACAUUUUUUAUUUA
This is a messenger RNA of Ceratina calcarata, 4480 nucleotides long. RefSeq names its product CCR4-NOT transcription complex subunit 4 (gene Cnot4). Bases 709 to 3849 code for a protein of 1046 amino acids. Gene Ontology annotation, molecular function: RNA binding; metal ion binding; ubiquitin-protein transferase activity. The transcript is spliced from 16 exons. The record is from RefSeq and is a predicted model, not a curated record. NCBI's taxonomy places the organism in Eukaryota, Metazoa, Arthropoda, Insecta, Hymenoptera, Apidae. Gene Ontology annotation, cellular component: CCR4-NOT complex. Gene Ontology annotation, biological process: protein ubiquitination.